UGCCCCAGCGGCUCCGGCGGCCCCCGGUGCGGGACCAGUCCCUCAGGCGCGCGCAGCCCCGGGCUCGGCCCUUCCCGCAGGUGCCCGCCCGGCUCCAUGAGCACCGCGCUUUACAGCCUCGACAGCCCGGCAUGCUACCGGAACUGGUCCAUGGAGCCGGCCAACUUCUAUGAGACGAAUAAAGGCGGCGGCGGCGGGGGCGGCGGCCCCGGGGGGCUGGGAGCCUCCUGCAAGCCGGGCCGGGGCCCCCUGAGUGGCUGCGAGGAGCACGGCGGCGGCGGCGGCGGAGGAGGAGGAGCGGGAGGCGGCGGCGGCGGCGGCGGGGGCGGCGCUAACCUGGCGGAGCUGAGCGCGGCCGCCCCGGCCAUGUACGACGACGAGAGCGCCAUCGACUUCAGCUCGUACAUCGACUCCAUGUCCUCCGUGCCCAACCUGGAGCUGUGCCACGACGAGCUCUUCGCCGACCUCUUCAACAGCAACCACAAGCCCGAGCGCGGGGGCGGCGCGGGCGGGCACGCCGGCGCCGGGGACUACGAGUACCUGCCCGGGCACCCCGCGCCCCCGCACCCCGCGGCGCACAAGGACUUCGCCAGCGCCAUGGCCAGCCUCCUGGGCGCGGGCAGCGGCGCGUCCCCGCCGGCGGCCCUGAAGCAGGAGCCCGACUGGAGCGACAGCGACAUGUCCUCCUCCCUGCUGCCCUCCCAGAUCGCCACCUGCGCGCAGACCAUCAUGAACCUGUCGGCGGCGGGCCAGCCCACGCCGCCCACCUCCCCGGAGCCGUCGGGCUGCAGCUCCAGCUCCAGCUGCUCCAGCGGCCGCUCCCCCGCGGCGCCCGCGCCGCCGCCGCCGCCGCACCUGGGCAAGGAGAAGGGCGCCGCCGGCGGCGGCGGCGGCGGCGGCAAGAAGUCCCUGGACCGCUUCAGCCCCGAGUACCGGCAGCGGCGGGAGCGCAACAACAUCGCGGUGCGCAAGAGCCGGGACAAGGCCAAGAAGCGCAACCAGGAGAUGCAGCAGAAGCUGGUGGAGCUCUCCUCGGAGAACGAGAAGCUGCACAAGAAGAUCGAGCAGCUGACCAGGGACUUAUCGAGCCUGAGACAGUUUUUCAAACAGCUGCCCAGUUCCUCCUUUCUCCCGGCCGGCACCGCCUCCGCGGGCAUUGACUGUCGGUAACCGGGACCGAAGCGGGGGGUGUCGGGAGCGACCGGGAACUGGGCCGGGGCGGGGGGAGGGCGGCGCGGGCGAGAGGAGCGGGGGGCAGAGGGGCAGAGACGAUUCGUAAAACUAUCAAUACCUCAGAGACUCCAAAGAUCACCUUGUAGCAGAAAGUACCUACGUGUUUUCGCAGCCUGGUCUGUGGCAUGCAGCAAGAAACGUGAAAUUGUGGGUGGUUUUGUUUCUUUUGAACGCGGUAGCUGGACGGAGCUACAUUCUGGAUACACACACACAACCAAACUGCAAGAGAAGCUAUAAAAUGUUUUCCUUAAAUUAUUUUUGUAACGGUAGCUUUCGUUUUGUUGUCGUUUUUUUUUUUUUUUCUACAUCUUACUCCUGUUGAUGCAGCUAUGGUACCUUUGUAAAAAACAAAAUGAUUUAAAAAAACCAACCUUUGUAUUGUAGAUAAGAGAAAAAACCUGAGCAUGCUCAACUUUUUAUAUUAAUUUUUACAGUAUUUCUAAGAAUAAAAAAAAGCAUUUUAAAUCA
Molecule: messenger RNA, 1701 nt
Organism: Sarcophilus harrisii (Tasmanian devil)
Lineage: Eukaryota; Metazoa; Chordata; Mammalia; Dasyuromorphia; Dasyuridae
Gene: CEBPD
Product: CCAAT enhancer binding protein delta
Exons: 1
Coding region: 97-1170 (357 amino acids)
Biological process (GO): regulation of cell differentiation; DNA-templated transcription; regulation of transcription by RNA polymerase II
Molecular function (GO): DNA-binding transcription factor activity, RNA polymerase II-specific; RNA polymerase II cis-regulatory region sequence-specific DNA binding
Source: RefSeq, a predicted model, not a curated record